AAUAUCAUUAAUUAAAAAAACAAUUACGUGUUGUUUCUCAUGCAUACACAUAGGGGACAUGGGGGACAAGGGAUAAUAAAAGAAAAACCUGGCAGCAGUGGAUCCACCACAGGUCAAUAAGCGAGAGACAAAAAAACAAAAACAAAACAAAAAAACCCCUGGGAGACAAAAAGUGCAAUUGUAAGCUCAUCAGCCAUCAACUCAUUAGUGGUUGUCAGCCCCCGUCUACACUGCAAUAAUAAGUCUGCAGUAAUUUCCUCAUUAAGGCUGCUCCUUCAAUCUGGAGCACUUUGGAGGAAGCUUCAUAGCUCAGCAAGGUUAGGAGGACACGCCCUUAACUUUGGAAGCGGUGCAGUGGGUGCGAGUGCUCACCCUCAGCUGCUCAUGUCAUCAGUGGAGCAGAGAAAAGGGAGAGAUUGAGGGUGGUAACUUCUAUCAGCGAGCUUUUUUUUUUUCCUGCUUUGGCGCAUCCGCCGUCGAGCUCUGCCUGCUGUGUUUACCUCUCUGUGGUCCGGGGAGAAACUGGGGGGGGAAUCCACCUGCCGGAGAGCAAGACACACCUCGGGAUGGAUGCCCUGAAAUCCGCCGGCAGAGCGAUCAUCAAGAGCCCCGGAGUUCCGCGGCACACAUGGGGAACUUCAAAGCACGAAAAGCUGCCAGAGAACUGGACAGACACCAAGGAGACGUUGCUGGAGGGGAUGGUGUUCAACGUGAAGUACCUGGGCAUGACGCUGGUGGGCCAGCCCAAAGGAGAGGACAUGGCUUCGGCAGCCAUUCACAGAAUCGUCGCCACGGCCAGAGCCAGUGCUAAGAAGUUUCGGAAAGUAACGCUGACGGUCUCACCGAAAGGCAUCAUCAUCACAGACACGGAGACUACAGACCUCAUAGAGAAUGUCUCCAUAUACAGAAUCUCUUACUGCACGGCAGAUAAAACUCAGGACAAGGUCUUCGCAUACGUCUCUCAGAGUCAAUUCAACGAGACUCUGGAGUGCCAUGCGUUUCUCUGCCAAAAGAAGAAGAUUGCUCAGGCUGUGACAUUAACGGUUGCCCAGGCCUUUAAAGUAGCUCUAGAUCUUUGGGAGAUUGCUCAGGAAGGCAAAAGCAAAAAGACCAGGACCUGCUGUUCCUGUGCGGCAAACAACGGGCAGACGGAGGCAACAGACACUCAGUGUGUUCCAGCAGAGGCGCACAAGCCUGUUGGGAUGGAGGAGAAGCUGCGGAGGCCUUUUUUCUCCGCCUCGCUCAGCUCGCCCUCACCUCGGAGUAACCCCACUCGAAGGCGACCAAUCAAACAUGACUCCUGGGAUGUGGAGGAUGGACUCGAUGAUGCGUUCUCAAGCAACAUGGAAGUAGAGAUGGACACUGACUGGCCGAGUCCCGCUCCGAACCCGUCUCUGACGAUGCAGCUCUGAGUCCCCAGGAGGUCUCCACUGUGGAUCUGUUGUCUAUCUGCAACAAUGAGUUUGAAUAACACCCUGGCAACAACUGCCCAAUUUACAGCACCACAAAAAAUUUGACAGAAUUCAUACCACAGUCUCCAAGACCAGAUAAAAAAACAAACAAAAACCCCCCUUAAAAAUCUAACACACACACACACACACACACACACACACACACACACACACACACACACACACACAAAAAAAACGGCAUACAGCAACUGAACAGACAGGAAAACAUAUCACGCUCCCUGGUGCACAACCUGAAUCAGAGAGGCUCUGUUUGAUAUUCUGUGGCUGCUGCAUAGAAGCCAGGAUGAAUACCCUGAUAUUAUAAACUGCUAUUUCUGUGAAUGCCUGCCAUUCAACACACACACUCCACUCAGUGUAAACAGCCAUCUCCUGCCAUAUUCAAACAUUCACAAACUGCCGGAUGAUAGAUGGAAGGAAAGAUGUCACAUGCACAGCGAGCAAAAAUUAUAUAUUUCUACUCAAGAAGUUCCCACAGAAGAUCACAGGCUGAAUAAUGUACCAAGUUUGGACUGUGUCUCCUUGUAAUCAAAACUUGUAAAAAAAGAAAACAACAAAGAAACACCUUCACGUGUGGAUUCUACUUGUAAAUUCUGAGGAUUGCACAACGGUUUACUUUGCAUCAAGAAGUGUGUGUAUAUACGGCUGCCGUCGCUCUCUGGAAAUGUGAAAAAUCUCUGAUCCUCUUGUUUGUCUGGUGGAGCAACAGAUGCCAGUCUCUUCAGUCACUGGAAGAAGUCCAGCUUUAGAAAACAUCAUCAGACGCUGGUGUGAAUGUUCUGUCGUGAUACUGAGUGAAUUAUAUAUUCCUCAUUCAGUUUGUGGUGCUGAUUGAUCCACUUCCGCUUUGGAGAAUUAAAUGGCAUGCGAUAUAGUAGUUUAGACGUUCAGGCAUAUGCAACAUAAAUAUAUGUGGUAACAAAUGCCACAGUCAUGAGUCAUGCAGUUAACAUGUACAGAGUGGAGUGCAGUGUUUAUAUUUUAUUUCCAACAAAUCAAGCAUAAGCUUGGUGUUUUUCUUUGGCCAGAAAUUCCCAACCCAAAAACGCCUGAUGUGGUUGAAAGAAAGCUUUCAACCACAUCUUGUGGCCUUCCUUAGCAGAUGGAGUUGCUCAGUUAUCAUGGAGAUGGUUUGUUGCAUAACAGGUAGUUGAAUGGGGUGAGUGGGGGGUUAAUAAGCAAUAGAGAUAAAUUAUCUGAAGACAGAAAUUAGUUUCCCUUUCUUUUCAACCGCCUGUUCUCACGAGACCUAAAUUCCAUACAUAGGUCAUGUGAUAACGAAAUCAUCUUCAUGACAACUGAGUUACUUUAUCUGCUGAGCAGGGACACGAGUUGUUGCUAGAGCUUCAGAAACAUCAAGUAAGUGGGACUUGCGUUAGAUAUUUUUAGCCAAACUACUUUUUUUUUUUUUUUAGGUCAAGAAUUAAGCUCCAAGCUAAAACUAAAAACAGUGUUUUUUUUUUUUAAUUCAGUCUCUUUACAGGGUUUAAAGUUGUGCAUUCAAGUGAACUAGAGCUUAGGGACCCUGAGCCAUGCAGUUCACAAACUACAGUUUGACACCUAAAGCGAUUAAAUGUUGCACAUAAAGUUUGCUGACUCAGAAGAGACAGAUUAUAAAAACAGUGAUCAGAAUUGAAGCAAAAGAGGCAGAGAUGAUGAUAUUCCCUAGUUGGAGCCAAGCUCCAAAAAUCCUGGAUCCUACUAUACCCAUAAUGCAAUGCAAGACCCCACCUCCCAGGAUCAAACACCAAUCUCUUUAUGACCAGAGUCUUUGCAAUAAAAGUUUUGUAGUCUCCGAAUCCAAGUCGGGAUAACUCUGAUGACAUCACUAUGACAUCAUCAGGGUCAGGACGACAUUAUACAACAAUAAGCUGAACUUGAUGUUUACCUGGUUUUAAAAAUCUAAUUCCAACACACAACCUUACUGCUGUGGUUGAUUCGGUCAUCAGGAUUAAUGACCCGCUGGUAACUUGCUGACUUUAUGUCAUUGUCAAUAGGAUGUUUGCAAUAGAAAGAAAACCCAAUCUUCAUCACUAAACAUAACAGCAAAUUUCAGUGCUGUCUCAGUUCAAUGUGACAUACUGUAACUCUUCAUCCGUUCCGCUGUCACACAUUCAGCUGUUGUGAGAAGAAUAGCAAUGAUGUAAGGUUAUGAGGACAAUUGUAAGGCAAGGCUAUUAGAGUAAAGAAACCUAUUUCCAUAUGCUGUAUUUUUUCAUUGUCAAAGCUGUGUAAUUUAUGUAUGCCUAUUGUAACAUUAUAUAUGAAGUAGGAUGACUAGAAUCAGGGCUUCACAAAAGUUGUUUUUAAAAAAAAAAAAAGAAAAAAAAAGAAAAAAGAUCACUCUUGUUGAGAUGUGAAUGUGUAGAUGCUUGUAUGUUUUGCGUUAGGUUAGACAAUUUAUACAAAUGUAAUCUUAUGUGGUUUUUAUUACUGCAGGAAUUGCUUUAUUUUUUCAAAAUAGCCAUUAGCAACUCAUGAACAGUAUACAAGUCACAAAACAAUGAUCCUGUUCUCAAGUCGGUAAUCACCUCUUACACUCACAGAUGCAGUUCACAUUUUCAUCUCUUAACUGCCGCCUGUGCAGUAGAACAUGUCCUUUGUCCCAAAUCUUAUUACAGAGAGAUUGUUGUUCUGCACAGACUCUGCAAAUUAUUUUUAUCCACCACUUAGAUGACGUUCUCCAUCAAGAGGAUAUUAUAUUGUGCCCCCAGUCUGGCUGAAGUGGUCCGUCUCUCUGUAUUCAGGGCAUCAUGACAGAAUAAUUGUGACGGCGAGAGGUAGCAGGGGCCCUGUGUUGUUGUCAUGACACCCGCUGCAGUAUAAUUGGAUGGCUUAUCAGGUUAUGCCAUGAAGCUUAAUUGCAUUGUUUCAUUCCUGACUGGCUGAAAAUACCAGCUCUAUUGCAUUUUUGAAAGAAAGCUCUGUGUUUUGUUUGGAUAUCAUAAAUAGCUGCCAGCAUGUCUGUGGAUGAUCUGUUGAGCCAUGUUUGCUUUUGAGUAUUGGCUGUCAAGUUCAAGGUUAAGCAGGAUGCACUGUCCGAACACCAAUUUAGUCAUUUUAUCUUUCUCUCCAACAUCUUUCCUCUUAGAAAUGAUUUCUGAAACAUUUUCUAUCCUGUCAUCUCCAUCAUCGACUGACUGAUUGAUUCGUGUGCGGGCGCCUCAGUAUUCGCUGAUUCAGAGCUAUUGGGUGAUAUUCGGAGAUGGGCUGUUGUCCAGGAACUCUCCGACUCAGAAUUGGUUUUCAAUAAUGACAACCAACAAACAAGAGUUUUGACCAUUUUUUUCACCACAAGCUGAAUUAUUAUCAAGCGUAUGAAAAUGAAUUGGACAAUGUGAUCUAUAAUUGGCACUUUUAGAUAUUACACUUACACUAGAUACAGCUUUCAACCAGUUCUUGUCCCCUGUAAUUGAUUUUCAAACAAAAACGCAGUGUAAUUUAAUUUGAUUUUGGAGCCAAGCUCGUCCGGAUCACUUUGGAUCCUUUGAGAAUUGAACAAAAGCCUUGUAUAAAUUAUUUAAUGGCAUAGAUCUCUAAGAGUUUUCUUUCAUGUAGCGAGUGCAGAACAUUGACGUGGGCGGGCACCCAGCAAAUCUUGAAUGGAUGCUCUUUGGCACAGCUGAGAGUUUUCUGUGCAGGAGGGGGGCAGACCUGCACUUGGAGGUAUAACAUGCCAAUUUGAGUCGAGAGUGCACUGAAUACAAAUCACCCUGUGAGGCUCUGAGGCCUGAAAACAUUUGAGGCUUGUAAAAAAAAAAAAAAAAACAAGAAAAUCUUCAACUGGAAAAAGGGGAGAAUUUUCAGAUAAGCUAUUAUUAAAACCCAAAAUGAACCACUGACGUUUACAGUAUCGGUUUACUUUUCAAAGACGGUGCUUAUUUUCUAUCUAUGCAAUCAGUGGGUUUCCAACCGUGUUGUGAUAUGAUGAUGAAUAAACCACAAGCAGUUGUCCUAAACUGUGUAAAGAUUUGUACAGAAUUUGGUAACUGUUAUGGUUUGUUACAUAUUUAUGCAUAAUAAAUGACUUUGUACAAAUA
Seriola aureovittata is the source of this 5509-nucleotide messenger RNA. RefSeq names its product low density lipoprotein receptor adapter protein 1. Bases 567 to 1412 code for a protein of 281 amino acids. The record is from RefSeq and is a predicted model, not a curated record. NCBI's taxonomy places the organism in Eukaryota, Metazoa, Chordata, Actinopteri, Carangiformes, Carangidae. The transcript is spliced from 10 exons.